Equus quagga is the source of this 4378-nucleotide messenger RNA. It is a transcript of the gene PATL1, whose product is annotated as PAT1 homolog 1, processing body mRNA decay factor. Gene Ontology annotation, molecular function: RNA binding. The coding region runs from base 337 to 2727 and encodes 796 amino acids. The record is from RefSeq and is a predicted model, not a curated record. Gene Ontology annotation, biological process: P-body assembly; deadenylation-dependent decapping of nuclear-transcribed mRNA. Gene Ontology annotation, cellular component: P-body. Lineage: Eukaryota; Metazoa; Chordata; Mammalia; Perissodactyla; Equidae. The transcript has 20 exons.
AAGCGGGGGGCGGAGCUGUCGCAAGUCCAGCUCGAGGGAAGCCCCCGACGGGCAGCGCGUGCGCAGUCUCUCGCCACGGGACCUCCUUCCCGCCGCUGAGACUAGGAAGCCGGACGCCAAAUCAGUCCCCGCGCAGCCGCCACCGCCGGGCGCCGAGCGGGGCGGCCGCCCUCCCCGAGGCGCGCCUGCGCACGUCCCCACGCACGCUCAGGCGUACGGCGGCGGCCAGGGGUCGCGAGCCGGUGGAGGACCCGUGCGCGGAGGAGCCCGAAGAGUCAACGCUUCUUCCCUCCCUCCCCCAUUCCCCUCCCCGCUCCCUCCCCCCCCUCCCCGAGAAUGUUCCGCUACGAGUCUUUGGAGGAUUGUCCUCUGGAUGAAGAUGAAGAUGCAUUUCAGGGCCUGGGAGAGGAAGAUGAAGAGAUUGAUCAAUUUAAUGAUGAUACAUUUGGGUCAGGUGCAGUUGAUGAUGAUUGGCAGGAAGCACAUGAGCGCCUGGCUGAACUGGAAGAGAAGCUCCCAGCGGCCGUUAAUGAACAAACAGGCAAUGGAGAAAGGGAUGAGAUGGACUUGUUGGGUGACCAUGAGGAGAAUCUGGCAGAAAGGCUCAGUAAGAUGGUGAUUGAAAAUGAACUAGAAGAUCCAGCUAUCAUGACGGCUGUGCAGACCAGGCCAGUUUUGCAACCCCAACCAGGAAGUCUCAAUUCCAGCAUCUGGGAUGGAUCUGAAGUUCUGAGGCGAAUCCGAGGACCGCUGCUUGCUCAGGAAAUGCCUGCAGUGUCUGUAUUAGAAUAUGCCUUGCCUCAGAGGACCCCACAGGCCCCCGAAGACGAUCGGGACCUUUCUGAGCGUGCAUUACCACGGCGGUCAACGUCACCUGUCAUUGGGAGUCCUCCUGUUAGAGCUGUCCCCAUAGGCACCCCACCCAAGCAGAUGGCUGUACCCAGCUUCACCCAGCAGCCUGUGCAGUCCUGUUCCAUAGACUUUCCUCCACCUGAAACCAGCAGCUGCAAAGGAAGGCCAAUUUGGAAGAUUCUGUGCCCGAAACCUGUCCAUGUUCGGCCCCCAAUGCCACCGCGUUAUCCUGCUCCCUAUGGUGAGAGGAUGUCUCCAAACCAGCUCUGCAGUGUCCCGAACUCUUCCCUACUGGGUCACCCUUUCCCUCCUAGUGUUCCUCCUGUUCUCAGCCCCCUCCAGAGAGCACAGCUUCUUGGAGGAGCACAGCUGCAGCCUGGACGGAUGUCUCCCAGCCAGUUUGCACGGGUCCCUGGAUUUGUUGGCAGUCCACUUGCUGCUGCCAUGAAUCCCAAAUUGCUGCAAGGGCGAGUUGGGCAGAUGCUUCCCCCCGCACCAGGCUUCCGUGCCUUCUUUAGUGCUCCACCCCCCGCUACCCCACCUCCUCCACAGCAGCACCCCCCUGGCCCAGGACCUCACCUGCAAAACCUAAGAUCUCAGGCCCCAAUGUUUAGACCAGACACAACUCACCUUCAUCCACAGCACCGUCGACUCUUGCAUCAGAGACAACAGCAGAACAGAAAUCAGCAUCGGAACCUCAAUGGUGCGGGAGAUAGAGGAAGUCACCGGAGCAGUCAUCACGAUCAUCUCCGGAAGGAUCCAUAUGCCAAUCUCAUGUUGCAGCGAGAAAAGGAUUGGGUCUCUAAAAUCCAGAUGAUGCAGCUGCAAAGCACUGAUCCCUACCUGGAUGAUUUUUAUUAUCAGAAUUACUUUGAAAAACUGGAGAAACUGUCAGCUGCUGAAGAAGUGCAAGGUGAUGGCCCUAAAAAGGAGCGCACCAAGCUCAUUACCCCUCAGGUGGCCAAACUGGAGCACACCUAUAAGCCAGUGCAGUUUGAGGGCUCUUUGGGAAAGCUGACUGUCUCCAGUGUGAAUAAUCCCCGAAAAAUGAUUGAUGCUGUUGUGACAUCUCGGAGUGAAGAUGAUGAGACAAAGGAAAAACAGGUUCGGGACAAGAGACGAAAAACCCUUGUCAUAAUUGAGAAAACCUAUAGUUUACUCCUGGAUGUGGAGGAUUAUGAAAGGCGGUAUCUCCUAAGUCUAGAAGAAGAGCGACCAGCCCUGAUGGAAGAAAGAAAACACAAAAUUUGCAGCAUGUAUGACAACUUAAGGGGGAAAUUGCCCGGUCAAGAGAGGCCAAGUGAUGACCACUUUGUACAGAUCAUGUGUAUCCGAAAAGGGAAGAGAAUGGUUGCCCGCAUUCUUCCUUUCCUCUCCACAGAGCAAGCAGCUGACAUUCUCAUGACAACAGCUAGGAGCCUCCCUUUUCUCAUCAAGAAGGAUGCACAAGAUGAGGUGCUGCCAUGCUUACUGAGUCCCUUCUCUCUCCUCGUCUAUCAUCUUCCAUCAGUGACUGUCACCAGCCUUCUGCAACAGCUGAUGAACCUACCUCAGAGCGCAGCUGCACCAGCACCCUCUAAUCCCCACCUCACUGCUGUGCUCCAGAACAAGUUUGGCCUGUCACUGCUCCUCGUCGUCCUGAGCCGUGGGGAAGACCUACAGAGUUCAGACCCUGCUGCAGAAUCAACGCAAAACAACCAGUGGACGGAGGUGAUGUUCACAGCAACCCAAGAACUUCUGCGCAUCCCCCAGGCAGCCCUGGCCAAGCCAAUCUCUAUACCCACAAACCUAGUAUCCCUCUUUUCUCGCUAUGUUGACCGACAGAAACUGAACUUGCUGGAGACAAAACUGCAGCUAGUUCAGGGGAUACGAUAAAAGAUCUCCAAUUGUGUCCUGUACCUACUUUUGGCUGCCACCUGCACUGCUGCCAUCACCAAUGGAGUGUUUUUAAUGAGGGAGGGAAGGUAGCUUAUUCCCCAAAGCAUCUUGUGGGACCGAUUCCUGUUCACAGGGGUUGUCUCUAAAUGCCAGGUAUUUCCCCACUGCUCUGUGAAAUUUGGCUGGGUGAUACUUCUGCUGGUUUCUUCUUACCUUCUGUGUUACAAUUCUGCAUGUCCUACUUUUACUCAAUUCUCAAUUUUGCAUUUUCUUUGCCCUAGAGACACAAAUAUAAUCUCUCCCUUUAUCCCACCACCACUAUUCCAGUUCAGAGUAGAUUGUAGUCUGCCAAAGGAUUCCUUCCCUCAUCCUAUUGAAGUCUUUUUUCAUUGCCCCAUAUUAAUAUGACUAUAGGAGAGCCAAUUAAGUAGAAACGAAUAUACAUGUAUGCCUGCACACACACCGCUCUACAUAUGUUGAUGUGGUCUCCAGAGGAUCCGUAAAGAAUGAGUUUUAGAUUGAGAAGUAUUUAGUUGACACAUCCUUCCUCUAAACACAAACCAGCUGAUGUAUUUUUAAUCUGUUUCUAGUCCAUCUUGUAAUUAACUUGGUGGGUUCGACUUAUUUUAAUAUAAAUAGAGGGUAUGCAGCACAUUUAAUAAAAUCAGAACUCUUAAUUGGCUGAUGCCCAACUCUAGGCUGAGAAGUCCUUUCUCUCCUCCCCAUAUUUCCUUUGUUUCUGUCCUCAAUGGAAACAGCACACAGUUAAAACUUUUCCUGUGCUACAGCCAGAGUGUACUUGAGCCUUCCCCUCAAGUGCAUGGAAGGUUGUUCAAGACGAUCCUAACUUAGAGCCUGCUUCCACAGUGUAGCCUUUGCACACUCGCUCUGUCUUCCUGAGACUACUUCAGUAAGCCAUGCUUUUCCUUCUCUCCCCUCUUUUCGUUUGGUGUCCUGGGUAGAAACCUCCAAAUGUAACCAUGGAAGCUAAGUUUGGUUUGCUUGGCUCUUCAGUCUGCUCCACACCAUGGGCAGAACUGCUGUCCUUGCUACUUCCUCUGACCCAAGUCCCAUUCCCAGGCAGCCUGGGACCUGGGUUUGAAUCCUAGCAGGGACGGCCCACCGUGAUCCUUUUCACUUAUCCUUCUCCCAUGCAGCAUUCAAGCAGGAUACGGGGUUUGGAUCCCUGGUGAUUAUAGCCCUCAAGAAAAUUAAAUCUGGAUUAAUUUUACAUGACUGUCCUGACACUCUCUUUACUGUUCUCACCCUUUCGAAUGUAGUGGGGGGGACAGGUUAUAAUAUUUAAACGGAAUAAACAUUUUGCACAUACAUGUAUUGUACAACAGUAAAAUCCUCCAUUAUAACCAGCUGUCCUUGUUCUCCAUCUCCAUUUCUUCCUGUUCUGUAGCUCCAGGCUCCACCAGCUGUUCCCCAGUGACAUUACCUAGCUUCCCUCUGCCAUUACCUACUGACUUUUUCCACCAUGCGCCUUCCUUACCUUCCCUUCACAACUGAUCAAGUGAAUACUUGAUUAUUAUUUCUUCCUUUCUGUGCUUUAUCUUUUUUGUUUGGUUCUAAUUAAUAAAAAUUAAAGUUUCUAAAUUUACAUUUUUAUAGGGCAUUGUAAAUAAAAACAAAUUGUAUACUU